Messenger RNA from Engraulis encrasicolus (European anchovy), 4342 nucleotides. RefSeq names its product F-box protein 34 (gene fbxo34). The transcript has 3 exons. Bases 806 to 3307 code for a protein of 833 amino acids. The record is from RefSeq and is a predicted model, not a curated record. Gene Ontology annotation, molecular function: protein binding. Lineage: Eukaryota; Metazoa; Chordata; Actinopteri; Clupeiformes; Engraulidae.
CAUGCUAGCUACGUAGAGAGCUGUUUGCAACCCAAGGAGCAGGUCAUCGAUGCACUAGGAGGCAGAGCAAAGACUCUGGCAUAUCCUGAAAUACAAGGACCAUAUUUUCUUUGUCAUGGUCAGGAUAAAAGAAGAAGGUCUGCACAGUCGUUUGAGCGUGUCGGGUGAAGAAGAUUUUGGACACUGAAUUGAUUCUGAGCUACUUCUUCCUCAGGUCAGCUUGACUAGGAACAUCAUUGCUUUGAGUUAGCUUUGGCUAUCAUUUCUUCAUCACUCAACCUCCGUGAACAAUCAACCCAGUCACGUUGUAAUGCUCGAUGUAUGGUGUCAAAUAUUAAGGGGUUAUUGUAUUUGUGGUAUGGAAUGCAAGCAAUAUUUCUGGCGUUAGAUGUCUGACAUCAAGGGCGGACUGCAGGCUUUAGGCUCGAGUGAGUUGUUUGCAAGUGAGCUAAGCAACUAGAACUAGCCUCAGGACCACAGGAAAAACUCAGCCAAGUUGGAACUGUAAAAGCUAACUGCUAUAACUAGCCUUUAAGAUAGUUAGCAAGAUGGUCAACAGUCCAAAUUGCAGGGCGCGGUAACGUUGACUGGUAAAACAUGUGGACAGUGAAAUCACCCGUAUAAAACGUUGUGUAAAAUGUGCAGAUUCAACGUGACAAAUGCCUUGCGUUCCCCCUCAACAUCGUAUGUCUACUCGCACAGCCCAUCGAGUAGUUGGGAGUCUUCCGCUGUCUGAUUGCGCCUGAGAAGAGGAGAAGUGCAUCGUGGGAGCUCCCCGUCCCGCCGAGCCGGAGGGAGGAGCCUGAUGCCCCAGAAACUAUGUGAAUCCCUCAGCUACGUCAGCCCAGCCCCUUACCACGAACCCCGCAAGACACCCUCCCAAACCCCGCUAGACUGGAGGCCAGCUAGCAUGCACCUGAAGCCAUACCCCUCCCCCCAGAAGCAGGAGCCGGCGGUGGUGGAGGGCCCCUGCACUCUCCACAUGGAGCAGCCCAGGGCCCUGAGGCGCGAGUGGGCCAGCGUCCGCCAGUCCUACCCGACCCUGGUGGCUGCGUCAUCGGGCAGCGGCACAGCCAACCGCUGUCCCCUUGGCGUGCUCUCCACCAACACCCUCCACCGCUCCUCCACCAACAACAACUCCACAGCUGGCCUGACCAGCACCUGGGCUGGACGCAAGGGCAAAGGCGCCCCGCCGGUCCCCGCCAAGGUCACCCUGACGGGCUCCCUGGUGCUCAUGGCGUCCCCCGCGGGUCUGGAGAACGAAGUGUCGCUAUACCAGAGGAUCUACCAGGGCGAGGAUGGGGACGGCCCUGUGGACAUCUUGGCCAUGAUCAAGCCGGGCAACACGCAGGAGAAGAUUGCCAUCUUCGCCGGGCGGCAGCGCGGCAGGUCGGCUGAGGCCACUGGGCCGGAAGAGGUGUCGGCGCCCGUGAUGACGGGAGAAGGGGUUCCUCCUCAGGAGGCGUCCCACUUUGUGUGCCGCGUCAGGGGCUACCGUGUGAACGCCUGCUGCUCCAUGGCUAAGCGCCGACGCUUGGGCAAGACGGAGAAGACCAAAGGCACGGAGGGCCAGUCUGUGGCAGACGCAGGGACACCCCCUCCCCUGGUGGCUCUGUGCGACCCCCAGGCCCCCUCCCCUGUUGGAGAGAGCGAGGGGGAGAUGUGGCCACGGGGAGAGGGGGAGGACGGCGGCGGACGCAUGGUGUCUGUCGUCGAGAGGGUGGCCGUCCUGGAGGCCAUGGAGAUGGCUAACGGCGGCAGCGACCAAAAUAUGGACUUUAAACCCGUUCAGCUGCGCUCCGGCUCGGGCACCCUGACACGAGCCAAGGCCCCCGUGCUCCCGUCCGAGCCCAAGGCAGAGGUGGAGGCGCCGGGAGGCCUUAGCGGUCAGGAGGAGGCGGAGAGCGUGCGGGUGCUGGACAUGGUGGCCCGGCUUGAGUCGGAGUGCCUGAAGAGCCAGAGCUGCCGCGCCGAGUCGGGGGGCGAGCUGUCGCGCAACAACAGCCUGCGACGCAACGUGGCGCGCGUCCUCCUGGCCGGCGGCUCGGAACCCUACCAGGCUCCCCCGUCGCCAUCGCACCCCGAGCCGCCCACCGAACAGCAAGCGGAUGAGCAGCCGUCUGUCGCAGUAGCUGAAGCACCGUCAGCGGAGACGUGCCAGCCGCACGAACAACACUCCGAGUUCCUCAGCAGCUCGCCUAUCCUUUCUACACCUGCUGCUAUUGUGGCGUUGGAGGUGGAUGAGAAGAGCAAAGCCCAGCUAGCGCGGGUGGAGUGCAGAAUCAAAGAUGCUGGUCAAGAGCCUGAGCAGGGUUUGGGCCCUGAGCUGCCUGGAACAGUGGAGGAGCCCAUGCCAGGCAUGCUGUUCUUCAGACAGUCUCCGCCACAGCCCUUGUCCAAACCGCUAAAAACAGCCCAGCACACAGAGACUACUGCUAAUACUACUACUACUAAUACUAUGACUCUUAGUCAUUGUAAAAUAUCUGUAACCGUGGUUGCCACAAAUUCCGCCAAGUCUCAGGGCUCUGUUGAAUGUGGGGGCUCGUCCGGGAUGUUGGGGAACGCUGAUCAAUUGCCUGCUGACGGGGAAAGGGAACAGGCCUUGCACAAACAUGAGAACAUUGAUGAAUGUGGUGCUGAUUGUGACGCAGGAGAAAAGACACAGGCUUUGCACGGCCACAAGAACAGUGAUCACCGGGAUUGUGAAAGUGUAGGAGGAGAGGAGGAGGAGGAGGGCACAGGUCUUCAGCACGGCCACAGCAACGAGCAGGUGGAGGCAGAGGAGGGAGAGGAAGAGGGUGACGACGCAGACCAACAAGAGCUGGUCUCCUUCCCCCUGCAGCGGCCCGUGUCGCAGGAGUUCCUGGCGAUGCGCUUCAAGAUCCAGCAGUUGCUAGAGCCGCAGUCCUACUUGGUGGUGUUGCCUCACCAUGUGCUGGUGCAGAUUUUCAGCCUGCUGCCCACCAAAGCCCUGGCGGCGCUCAAGUGCUCCUGCCGCGACUUCAAAGACCUCAUCGAGGCCUACGACGUGCGGCCCACCGACUCGGGCUGGGUGUCGGACCCGCGUUACCGGGAGGACCCGUGCAAGCACUGUAAGAAGCGCUACAAGAAAGGAGACGUGUCACUGUGCCGCUGGCACCACAAGCGGUACUGCCAGGCCAUGCCUUACGGGCCCGGAUACUGGAUGUGCUGCCGUGCCCCGCACAAGGACGCGCCCGGCUGCAACGUGGAUCUCCACGACAACCGCUGGGUGCCCACCUCGCACCGCAUUCAGAUCUAUAAAACCAGGGACUUGGAGGAAGCCUAAGUGUGUGUUUGUGUUUGUGUGUGUGUGGGAAUCAGACUUUUAUGGGCAAAGUGCAAAAAAAUAUAUAUUCAGUAUGAUUUUUAUUUGUGAGCGAAUUAAAUGGUUUUCUGUUGUUUCAUUUGUUUGUUUUGUUUUUUUUACUUUUUCUUUGCAGAAGUAAAACUGCAACUGACUAUACACACAUACACAUACAUUAAUAUUAAAAAAAUAAAUGUGAGGGUUUUUUGCUCUUGGGUUUUUUGUUUUUUUUUAAAGAAAAAAAUACAAGAAUUUAAAGAUCCACUAUUAUGGUUAUUUUAUUAUUACUUAAUGUUUGGGAUUUUGUUAUCAGCAUUAAGAUAUUCAUGUGCUUCAAAUGCAUUAUCUUUUCUUUUUUUCAAACUGUAGAUAUUUUUUUACCCCACACCCGCAUGACUAAAAUACCUGAAGCCUGCAACUUCCUCCUUCCUUCCAUGAAGGCCAAUCAAAAAACAUACUCAUAUUGUGUUAUCACUACAGUAUGUGUGUUUUGUGAGGAUGGGUGGGUCACUGAAUUUCAUUGUCUCGUUAAGCGUGUAAAAAAAAAAAAAAUCAAACGCACAAUGAAGUUCCCAGCUCAAGGAAGUGUCAUGCUUUUUUUUUUCCUCAAGAAAUGUGGCUUUGUUGACAUUUGAGACAUUCCAUAUCAAGUAUUGCCAACUUUCUGACCUUUUUCCAGACACAUAAAAAUAGCUUUAUAAAGAUAUCAAGACAGUACAAAAACAUAAUAGUGGACCUUUAAAUAAGAAUUGAAGAGGGUUAAUGUGUAUUUCAGAUUUUUUUAAAGGGUUAUAUUGGCUGUUUUCUUCCUGUCAAAGCAUUUUGUUGUGGAGACAUUUUGUGAAUGGCUGCUCUCGCCUUUCCUUAUGUGCGCUCUUAUCCUUUCCAUAAAGUGUACGUACACCCUAUAUGUACAGUAUAUAAAAUGGGACUGUAUUCUACCUUGGAAGUUGGGAGAUAUUGGCCUUAAUGAACUGAAAGUAUUAAUGUUAAUAAAUGACUAUGAUGGAAAGUGAA